Molecule: messenger RNA, 1084 nt
Organism: Cuscuta europaea
Lineage: Eukaryota; Viridiplantae; Streptophyta; Magnoliopsida; Solanales; Convolvulaceae
Source: the annotation of a GenBank genome assembly
GUUCUGAGUUGAUGCGGAUUUGGCCGAUCGAGGAUCAUCUAGUCGAUGGAGGACCCUUCAGUGUUACAGUACAUGCUCUUAUCAAUUAUCAUUAUAGUCGAAGUAACUUUUAAUAAACGAGCUUGCUGCGGUUUAUUGGCAAGGCAUGGUCACAUGGCUCCUGUGAGGUCAUUCACUACGGAAAAAAUUGCCAAGCUUCAUCCUUUUUCCUGUUAAAAGGAAAAAACAAUGACUGACCUUGUACUCCAUAAAAUCCAAAAAGGGAAGUAUAUGAGGCGGAGAAGGACCCAAGACAGGACAAAAAGAACGAAUGAAAAGCUCGCAAGAGCUUCGGCAAUAAGGCCCUACCCAGAAACAUUUUGUUUUGGUGAACCAAGGCUCGUUAUAGGUAACAACAACUGCAAAUACUUCAGCUGAAAGAUAAUAGAAAAUAUGAAACGUCUCGCAAUGCUCUGCAAUGCAUAUUGUAAAUUAAGACUUGGUUUGAUUGCCCAAAAAGGUGUAUGAGAGAAAAUCUCAUGGAAAUUAAAAGACAGGGAUACAAUGUACCAUCAACUGUAUGUAUACUGUAUUGUACAGUUUUAUGUAACAAUUUGGAGCCCGUUUGGUAACACUAAAAUUGGCUGAAUUGGCUGAUUCUGCUGAAAUUUAUGAAGUUCUGGCUGAAGUGGUUGUAUUGGCUGAUUCUGUUGAUUCAUGAAAAAAUUAUAUUUAAAAUAUUUGUUAUUAAUAAAUUAAAUAAAAAAUUAUAUGAAAAAAUAGCUAAAAUGAUCAUCUACAGUAACUUCAGCCAAUGCAUCCAAAAAAAUAACUUCAACCUUACUUUUUAUGCUUAUUACAAACUUCAACGCAAGAAAUCAAAAGUUACGUGUUUGGUGAAAAAGCUGGCUGAUAAGCCUGAUAAGCCGAAAAAAAUGGUCACCAAAUGGGCUCUUGGUAUCUUGGUGCCCCAACUUCUUAGAAAUGAUGACAUGAUGUGGAAGUUCCUUUGACCUUCUAUAGCCAAUUUAUUCUUAUGUGGUACCUUGAAACACUUCCUUCUGUCAUGCCAAUCCCAAAUGCACCAUCCUAUCUUGUAUUACAC